AGCACACAGCGUCCAGGUGCCCCCCCCAGCCCCUCCCACCUCCGUAGGGCACGCAGCCGGGGACACAGAGCUCCCGCAUCCCUUCGGACCCCUCCCUUCGCGACGCGAGAGUCUUCCACCCUGGGACUCGGCCUCAAAGCCGCCUCAGUAGUCGGCCUGGAAGACACCCAGCAGUAGCAACGCGGGCAGUUAACGGUCGCCGAGCCUCCGCGGCCGCCACGAGGCCCCGCCCAACGGCAGCCUAGAGCAAGGCCGCGCCGGGGACGACUGCAGAGCGCGCCUUUUCCAGGUGUCUGACUUAAUCCGCCUCCAGAGCCGGAUCUUUCUCUGGUGGGGUCCUCAGCAAAGACCGCUGCCAUGCCGGUGACGGUGACCCGCACCACCAUCACGACCACGUCGUCCUCGGGCCCGGGCUUCCCGACCACCGUGGGGUCCCCUCGGGCACUGACCCAGCCCCUGGGCCUCCUCCGCCUGCUGCAGCUGAUCUCCACCUGCGUGGCCUUCUCGCUGGUGGCCAGUGUGGGCGCUUGGACGGGCGCCAUGGGUAACUGGUCCAUGUUUACCUGGUGCUUCUGCUUCGCCGUGACCCUGAUCAUCCUCAUCGUUGAGUUAGGCGGGCUCCAGGCCCGCUUCCCCCUGUCCUGGCGCAACUUUCCCAUCACCUACGCUUGCUACGCCGCCCUCUUCUGCCUCUCGGCCUCCAUCAUCUACCCUACCACAUACGUCCAGUUUUUGUCUCACGGCCGCUCCCGGGACCACGCCAUUGCCGCCACCACCUUCUCCUGCAUCGCUUGCGUGGCUUAUGCCACCGAAGUGGCCUGGACCCGGGCACGGCCCGGCGAGAUCACUGGCUACAUGGCCACCGUGCCAGGCCUGCUCAAGGUGCUGGAGACCUUCGUGGCCUGCGUCAUCUUCGCCUUCAUCAGCAACCCCUACCUGUACCAGCACCAGCCGGCCCUAGAGUGGUGCGUGGCCGUGUACUCCAUCUGCUUCAUCCUGGCGGCCGUGGCCAUCCUGCUGAACCUGGGCGACUGCACCAACAUGCUGCCCAUCCCCUUCCCCAGUUUCCUGUCCGGGCUGGCCCUGCUCUCCGUCCUCUUCUAUGCCACGGCUCUGAUCAUCUGGCCGCUCUACCAGUUCAACGAGAAGUACCACGGCCAGCCCUGGCGGUCCAUGGAUGUGAGCUGCAGCAACAGGCACGCCUACUACGUGUGCUCCUGGGACCGCCGACUGGCUGUGGCCAUCUUGACAGCCAUCAACCUGCUGGCUUACGUGGCCGACCUGGUGUACUCGGCCCGCCUGGUUUUUGUCAGGGUCUGAGGCUCUGCCCUGGAGGGGCUACCGAUUCCCUCUUCUCAGUGGAGGUUCUUUACCAAGUUCUGAGGCCCUCUGAGGUCCUCUUCCCGGCUCCCCUCUCUCCUGCGUUUCUCAUACCCUUCCCAGCUCACCCUCCUCUCUUUUCUGUUUCUUUCACUCCUUCUGCUCUGUCUCCCUUCUGUUCUGUUUGGUUACCACAUCCUGUUUGGCUUCCUUCUCUUUCUGCUCUCUUCUUUUCUACACGUUCUGCUUUGGGGCUUUUUUCUGGUCAUCCUGUUUGUUUUCUCAACUGCCUGUUGUCUGACCAGCUCUUCCCACUUUCCUUCUGAUCGAUCAAGAGCCCUGAGACUUCGUCCUUCUCUGCCCCACAGCCCACUGCCACCUCCAAAGGUGCUGAGCCCCACAUCACACACCCCUUUUGCAGCUGUUCAUACCCUGGGCCUCCAGAGGGGCCUCAUUGCCAAAGCAUGCCUGCCCACCCUGGCUGUGCCUUAGUUGGUGUGUAUGUGUGUGUGUCUGGGGGGUGGGGGUGGGUAGCUAGGGAUCGGGCCCCCUUUCUCCCAGUGGAGGCGGGGUGUACAGUGUACCUCCCCUUUAAGUUAAAAGAAAGAAAAAAACUCUGGAGGUCAAUAAUUUCUAGUGGGCGGGAGGCUUAAAACAUAGACCCUCGGUCCCUAGAUCCCGCCUGGUGCUCAGCCUCGCCUGAGAUCGGCUCCAGAAUUUUUGCCAGGCUUACUAAAAACCCACUGCCUAGAGGCCAUCUUAAAGGAAGCAAGGGGUGUAUGACUUCCAUCCCAACUACUCCCUGGGGUAUCAAAACACUGGCAAAAAAACUGCAUUGUCUUGAAGACAACUGUCUGAAGCAUUUGUAAGGGCCAGUGAUGUGGCCCUGCAGCCUCAGUGUCAAAAACUGCAUCUCCUGCCUUUGCAGGGAGGAGAAGAAAAUGGCCACUGCCAGCCUUAAAGGUGAUGUUAGCCUGUUUUUUUUUUUUUCUGGUCACGAGAGCAACAAUCACUGGGUGGCCCUUUUCUUAAAAAGGAAGUUUCUUUUGAAAACAAUUUUGGCGGGGUGGGAAUUGCUACUGUGCCAUAGUCAAAGGAAGUGCAUUGCUUGAGUGUGUGGUGUACACACACGUGUGUUUGUGCGUGCUAGUUGCUUUCUGCUGCUGCUUCCUGCUGCUCUGGGACUCACAUGCGUAACAUGAUCUAUAUAAAUGUAUAAAUAUAUAUUUUAUUUUUUUUAAAUUCCCUGGAGCUUCUGGUUCCCAUCAGCCCCUGCUGUCAGUCAUAGAGAGAAGCCUUGUCCCUUCUCCCACAUCCAUUAUAUUCUUUUUUUUAAAACCCCAAUAUAAAGAUAAAAGAAUGA
This is a messenger RNA of Orcinus orca (killer whale), 2683 nucleotides long. RefSeq names its product myeloid associated differentiation marker (gene MYADM). NCBI's taxonomy places the organism in Eukaryota, Metazoa, Chordata, Mammalia, Artiodactyla, Delphinidae. Gene Ontology annotation, cellular component: cell-cell junction; plasma membrane. Bases 358 to 1320 code for a protein of 320 amino acids. The transcript is spliced from 3 exons. The record is from RefSeq and is a predicted model, not a curated record.